CUAGCUGGAGGGGACAUGAUGUGGUGGCCUGUGGGCGCGUCCUUGUUUGCCAGCAACAUAGGAAGUGGACAUUUCGUAGGCCUGGCAGGGUCGGGCGCUGCGGCUGGCAUUUCCGUAGCUGCUUAUGAGUUUAGUGGCAUAUUUUCCGUGCUGACGCUGGCCUGGAUCUUCCUGCCCAUCUACAUUGCAGGUCAGGUCACCACGAUGCCAGAAUACCUCAGGAAACGCUUCGGCGGCAACAGGAUCCCCACCCUCCUGGCUGUGCUCUACCUGUUUAUCUACAUCUUCACCAAGAUUUCGGUGGACAUGUAUGCAGGCGCCAUCUUUAUUCAGCAGUCUUUGAAACUGGAUCUGUACCUGGCCAUAGUUGGGCUGUUGGCCAUCACAGCUCUAUACACGAUUGCAGGUGGCCUGGCUGCUGUGAUCUACACGGAUGCUCUGCAGACUGUGAUCAUGCUCGUAGGAGCAUUCACCCUGAUGGGCUACAGUUUUGCUGCGGUCGGAGGGCUGGAGGGCCUGGUGGAGAAGUAUUUCCUGGCCCUGGCCACCAACCGGACUGAGAACAGCAGCUGCGGACUGCCCCGAGAAGAUGCCUUUCAUAUCUUCCGAGACCCGCUGACCUCCGACCUCCCGUGGCCCGGGAUCCUGUUUGGAAUGACCAUGCCGUCCCUCUGGUACUGGUGCACGGACCAGGUGAUCGUCCAGCGGAGCCUGGCGGCCAAGAGCCUGUCCCACGCCAAAGCGGGCUCCCUGAUGGCCGCGUACCUGAAGGCGCUGCCCCUCUUCGUCAUGGUCUUCCCCGGGAUGGUCAGCCGCGUCCUCUUCCCGGAUCAAGUGGCCUGUGCCGAACCCGAGAUCUGCCAGAGGGUCUGCGGCAACCCCUCGGGCUGCUCUGACAUCGCGUACCCCAAACUCGUGCUGGAGCUCCUGCCCACAGGGCUCCGAGGGCUCAUGAUUGCUGUGAUGGUGGCCGCGCUCAUGUCCUCCCUCACCUCCAUCUUUAACAGUGCCAGCACCAUCUUCACCAUGGACCUCUGGAACCGCCUGCGGCCCCGGGCGUCUGAGCGGGAGCUCAUGAUUGUGGGCAGGCUGUUCGUGCUGCUCCUGGUGGUGGUCUCCAUCCUCUGGAUCCCGGUGAUCCAGGCCAGCCAGGGCGGCCAACUCUUCAUCUACAUCCAGUCCAUCAGCUCCUACCUGCAGCCGCCCGUGGCUGUGGUCUUCAUCAUGGGGUGUUUCUGGAGGCGGAGCACUGAGCAGGGCGCCUUCGCGGGUCUGACCGUGGGCCUUCUCCUGGGCUUGGUGCGGCUGGUCCUGGACUUCGUUUACACGCAGCCGCAGUGUCACCAGCCCGAUGAGCGCCCCGCCGUGGUGAAGGAUGUGCACUACCUCUACCUCUCCACCAUCCUGUCUGCCGUCACCCUCGUCACCAUGUCCGCCGUGAGCUGGCUCACCGAGCCCCCCUCCACGGAGAGGGUCAGUCGCCUGACCUGGUUCACGCGCCAUGACCCCAUGGUCCACAAGGAACAGGUGCCACCAGCCACUCCGCCGCCCACCACCCUCCCUCCGAAGGGGCCGGCGGAGGCCAGCAGCCGCGACCUGCCGCUGGAGGCCCUGCAGGGGAGCGAGGCCAGGCCGCACCGUGAGUGGCGCCUCCAGGAGCGCUCCCGCGCGGUGAGGGCCCUGCUGUGGCUGUGUGGCAUGGACGACAAGGGCCCGGCGGAGCCCAGCAGCAGCGCGGAGCCCGCCAUCGCGUCCCUGGAAGAGCGCCCCGUGGUGAAGGCCCUUCUGGACAUCAACCUCGUCCUCUGCAUCGGCUGCGGCGUCUUCCUCUGGGGCUACUUUGCUUAGU
Molecule: messenger RNA, 1849 nt
Organism: Eptesicus fuscus (big brown bat)
Lineage: Eukaryota; Metazoa; Chordata; Mammalia; Chiroptera; Vespertilionidae
Gene: SLC5A11
Product: solute carrier family 5 member 11
Exons: 14
Coding region: 16-1848 (610 amino acids)
Biological process (GO): transmembrane transport
Cellular component (GO): plasma membrane
Molecular function (GO): D-glucose:sodium symporter activity
Source: RefSeq, a predicted model, not a curated record